Messenger RNA from Neurospora tetraspora, 2133 nucleotides. RefSeq lists its product as uncharacterized. The coding region runs from base 1 to 2133 and encodes 710 amino acids. Lineage: Eukaryota; Fungi; Ascomycota; Sordariomycetes; Sordariales; Sordariaceae. The transcript is spliced from 3 exons. The record is from RefSeq and is a predicted model, not a curated record. Gene Ontology annotation, molecular function: DNA-binding transcription factor activity, RNA polymerase II-specific; zinc ion binding. Gene Ontology annotation, biological process: regulation of DNA-templated transcription.
AUGUCGCCGUCUUCCAACGGCGACUCUCCCGCUUCGGUAGUGGGCAGCAUGACCAUGGCCGCCCAGGCCGUUCCUAACGCUGUAAGGCAAUACCCUCUGCCGAAUCGAGACUUCACAAUCGAAAUACCCUCGCCCCAACUUGCACCCACUGCCAAUGGGGUCAACACCAUCAAGUCACCAUCCACUCUCAAGUCUGCCCGUGCUCCCAACUUCAGCCGGGAAGGCAUUCUUGGAUCGGCCCAGAAAGCCCGAAACCUCUCGCAGUCGUCCGAAAACCGGCCUGACAAUGUCAAUGUUUCUAAUGGUUAUCAAAAGGCUCCUAGCGAGGAGAGCACCAAUCCGCUGAAAAGAAGGAAUACGGAUGCUGGUGUCGACUACCCCAGAAGAAGGGCAACCAUUGCGUGCGAGGUAUGCCGCUCGAGAAAGUCGCGAUGUGACGGCACAAAACCAAAAUGCAAGCUGUGCACAGAGUUGGGCGCCGAGUGCAUAUAUCGCGAGCCUGGUAUCAAGCUGGAUGCCGGCGACAAGCUCAUCCUCGAACGCCUCAACAGGAUAGAAAGUCUGCUGCAGAUAAACAUGGGCUUAGCCGGCCAUACCAAUGGCCUAGGACUAUCCCAUAACUCCCCGGGGAUGAGCAACGGGACAGGAUUGAGUGGUGACAACCUGAUGAUGCAAAAUCCCGACGCCGCCGGCUUUGUCUCGGUGAUCCCAAGCGGAGGCCUGGGCACAUGGUCUGCCACCGCUACCAACAGCUUAUCGACAAUGCCCAAGGUCCACACAAAUGCCGCCCUCCAUUUGUUGCAAUGGCCGAUGAUUCGGGAUCUUGUCUCACGACCUUACGACCCACAAAUUCUCCUCCAACUCGAAAUGGCCAGGGAGCCACUACACUCUCUCACAAAGACCCCCUGUGUGGACCUCUCCAACACCACCGCAUAUAUCGAAGCCUAUUUUGAUCGUGUCAACAUUUGGUACGCCUGUGUUAACCCUUACACAUGGAGAAGCCACUACCGGAUUGCUCUCUCCAACGGUUUCAGGGAAGGACCAGAAAGUUGUAUUGUGCUUCUCGUCUUGGCUCUCGGCCAGGCAAGUUCAAGGGGGAGCAUAUCCAGGAUCGUGCCACACGAGGAUCCUCCGGGCCUCCAAUAUUUCACUGCCGCAUGGGCCCUGCUACCGGGCAUGAUGACCUCCAACAGCGUUCUUGCCGCGCAAUGCCACCUUUUGGCCGCCGCCUACCUAUUCUACCUCGUCCGACCUUUAGAGGCAUGGAACCUUCUCUGUACAACAAGUACCAAGCUGCAGCUCCUACUCAUGACGCCGAACCGGGUGCCUGUCGACCAAAGGGAACUGAGUGAGAGAAUCUACUGGAAUGCUCUGCUGUUCGAGAGUGACCUCCUCGCUGAGCUGGACCUUCCGCAUUCUGGUGUUGUUGCGUUUGAAGAAAAUGUCGGUCUGCCAGGUGGUUUUGAGGGGGAUGAACAAGAGGCAGUUGGUCGCGAUGAUUUGUGGUAUUUCCUCGCCGAGAUAGCACUUCGGCGACUACUCAACCGCGUCAGCCAGCUCAUUUACUCCAAGGACUCCCUGGCCUCUACAACGAGUCUCGAGCCCAUCGUGACCGAGUUGGAUUUCCAAUUAACGCAGUGGUACGAGAGCCUGCCUCUACCGCUGCAGUUCCCUUUUACUCGGACAAUGCUCCCAGAUCCUGUCCAGACGGUGUUGCGGUUGCGCUUCUUUGCUUGCCGGACUAUUAUUUACCGGCCAUACAUUCUCGCGGUUCUCGACAAUGAGCAGGCAAUACUGGACCCCUCAGUGCGUGACGCGUGCACAAAGUGUCUGGAGGCUUCAAUCAGACAAUUGGAGCAUAUCAGUGCGCAUCACGCCGGACACAUGCCGUACCUUUGGCAAGGGGCACUCUCGAUUGUAUCGCAGACACUUCUGAUUAUGGGUGCCACCAUGUCACCGUCACUUAACAGUAUUCUGGUGAGCUUAGUCUCACACCGCGACGUUAUCGACCAGAUCAUCAACGAUGUCGUCAUGGAAAUCGAGCGUUAUUCCGUACUCUCACCGAGUCUGAGCCUAUCGGCGGAGAUUAUCAAGGAGGCGGAGGUUAGGCGACGAACGUUCCUGAGUGGUUGA